AUGACUUUCUCUAGAGCCCUACUAGUCCUUGUUCAAAUGCCUUUUACAAGAGGUCAAUACUUUCGGAGGACUGUGAGCAUUGGUUCAUGGAGUCACUCCUACAUAACCCUGUCUCUAAAACAUCCCAUCAAUAUUGGUGUAACCAGUAAAUAA
Molecule: messenger RNA, 153 nt
Organism: Sclerotinia sclerotiorum 1980 UF-70
Lineage: Eukaryota; Fungi; Ascomycota; Leotiomycetes; Helotiales; Sclerotiniaceae
Exons: 2
Coding region: 1-153 (50 amino acids)
Source: RefSeq, a predicted model, not a curated record